AUGAUAAAACCAGCAAGAAAUCCUCAAAAAAUCAACUAGAGAUUAAAUUACAUAAAAUUAAAUAGUACAAAUAAAUCUUUUAUAAAUGCAAGCGAAAUUAUUAACAAUAAAUAAGAAAAUCAAAACAAAAGUAAAUUAAUUAUAAUAAAAAAUGAAGCUUAAAAUAAGUGUACUAAAUAAGAAUUUUAAGUAAAAGAAUCUUUAAAAAUAUAUGACUGCUGGGAAGAUGAUUAAACCCCUGAAUAUUGGUUUAAUUUUUAUAAAAAUAAAAAAGGGCCUCAUGGCAUAUGUCCAUAGUACAUAAACUAUUAGUAAUAAUAUAUUAUAAAAUAUAUAAAAACAAAUUAAAUACAUAAUAAAUAAAGAUUUUAAAUGACUAAUAUACAAAUUCUUGAUUAUAAUCCUAUAAAGGAGAAGUUUCUAGUAAAAAUAAUGGAUACAGGAUUUGAAAAAUGGGUAAUUAGACUUUCUAUACUUUUUAAUGAGGAAAAUAAAGAGAAAUAUUUUGAGAGAAUAAAUUUGGCAAAAGAAAGAAAGAAGCAAAUUAGAGAUGACAAAAGAUUUUUGGAAUAUUUGGAUGGAAUAUAAGAAAAUAUAUAAAUAUAAGAUAAAUGGAAAAAAGAAAUAUUAAAUUUAGUAUUUAAAAAAGGAGUUGAUUUUAAAGAAGAAAUAAAAGAAAUUAAAAAUGUUAGUUUACUACCUGAACUUUUAAGGGAAGUGGAAAAAGAAUAUGUGCGUUUUAUUAAAAAAGGAAUUGUUUUAAGAGAAAUCUAGGACCCUUAAAAUUUAUAGAAAUGGAAAGAUGCGAAAAUUUAAAAUAGAAAUUUUUAAAAAAUAAUUCCUUUAAUUGGAACUGUUUAAAUUUUAGAUUAUAAUUUUGAAUAAAUUUAGUAAAUUUUUUAUUUUUUUAUUUUUUUAUUUUUAAAAAAAAGGAAAGACUUAAAUAUAAUUCAUUAUUCUAAAAAUAAAAAUAUUGUAAAAACUUUACAUAUGAUUUUUUCGAAAUGCCAAGAGUUUGAAGACUUUAGGCUUUUUAAUACAAAUUAAAUAAAAGAUAUUCCGCUUUUAUUAGAUUAAUUUUAAGAAUAAUAAUAUAAUUUUCAUUUAAAAUAGUCAAGUAUUCUAAGAAUAAAAUGGAAAGAAUAUAUUAUUUCUGAAAUUUAAGAUCUUUUAAGGUAAUGUUUUAGGUUUUAUGUAACUGAUAAAAAUUCUUAUAUGGAAAGUGAACUUAAUUUAUUUUUGAAAAGAAUUAAUUUAAUUUUUAAUUAUCAUAUAUAGGAAAAUAUUGUAUAUAAAAAUGUGAAUAAUUAUUUAAAUUUUUUAAGAAUGUUCACUAUUCCAUAAAAUAAUGACCUUUGGAAUAUUAGCAAAAAUCCUCUUAUUAUUAUUUAUUUAAAAUCUAAAUCAAAUCAUAACAAAUCAAUUGAAAAAAAUAAAAAAAAAUAUCAGAAAAGUAAAACUAACGGGAAUUCAAAACCUAAUAUUGAUUAAAUUUUAGAUGUCUUAAAUGAGCCGUUUGAUUAUUUAAUUAAUACUGUCAAUAUGUUUAAGUGUUUAGAAAGUUAUUUAAUCCCAUUAAUUGAUUUGAAUAAAAAUGUCCCUAUUUAUUAAAUUGGAAAUUAUUUAGAUAUAAUAGUUAAGGCUAAAGAAAAAAUACAUGAAUAUGUUUAAAUCGGAUAUGAAGAUCCUUUAUAAAUUUUAAAUAAAUUUAAUUAAUUUACAUUUUUAAUGAAUAAAACAAUUAAUAAAGUAGUAAGAACUCUUUUUGGAGAUAUUAAAGAGAAUAGUUUCGUUUAUAAUUUAAAUAAAAGCGAAAUCGAAAGUAAAUUGUAAGAAAUUCGUGCGGCUAAAAUGAGUAUUUAGAUGGUUUGUAUUGAUGUUAAAAACGGGUUUUUUUUCUAAAUUAAUAUUGAAUAAACUAAAUAAAUGUUAGUUUAAAGAUCUGAUGAUUUAAUUAAAGCUAUUUUAGAUAAAUUGAAAGAUAUUAUAUUGAUAAAUGUUAAUAGAAUUGAUAAUGAAUAUAACAUAAUAUUAUAAUAAAUUGUAAAAGAUCCUUAAAAUGAGGAGGAGUUAAUUUAAUUAAAAAAUAUUUUGGAUGAAAUUGAUUUAAAUUUAGCAAAAAUGUAAGAAUAAGUUAGUUGUGUAUAAGAAUAUUUGGAUAUUUUAUAAUAAUAUUAAUACUAUAUUGACGAAUAAAUUAUUUAAUAAUUUUGGCUAUUAAAAACUUAUUCUUUUGAUAUAAAAAAAAAAGUAAUAGAGGGAAUAAAAAAUGCAUAAAAUAAAGAAGAUAUAUUAAUAAAUAAAUUAUAAUAGGAAAAGGAAUAAUUUGAAUAAGAACUUGAAUAAAUUAAAGAAAAAUUAGAAAUGAUAAAGCUAUUAAGCAACUAUAAAAAUGUAAAAGAAAAUAUAAGCGAAGUUUAUCAAUUAAAUGAUAAAAUAAAGCAUGCUUUCGACAAAAAUAAAAAAAUAAUUAAAAGAGAAAUUAUGUUAAAAUAAAAUGUAUCUAAUUAUUAAAAUAUAGAAAAUACUUAUUUAGAAUUUUUGCCAUAUUAAAAAUUAUGGGAAUAUUGUAUAGGAUUUGAAAUGGAUCUAUAAGAUUGGACAUAAAGUCCUAUUAUAUUUAAAAAUUUUAACUUAAUUGAAAAAAAGGUUAAUUAAAUAUUUUAUAAAGGAUCUAUAAAUUUAUGUAAGACUUUUAUUGAUUUAUAGAAUGAUUUAGCUUUAAAUGUAUCUUUAGAAUUUAAAAAAGAAAUAGAAAAUUUCCGAGAUAAAAUGUGGAUUAUAGAAUAUUUAUCUAAUGAAGCUAUGAGUAAUUUAAAGAAAUCCCAAUCUCAUUGGAAGGAAAUAUUUGCAUAUGCAAAUAUAACAGACAUAGAACCUAUUGAAAGAUUGAAUUUAAAAGUUUUAAUAGAUAAAGGAUUAGGUAAUUAUAAAGAACAUAUCUAAGAAAUAUCCAUAAAAGCUAAUAAAUAAUGGAAAAUUGAACGAAAAUUAAAAGAAAUGGAAGAUAAAGUAAAAGUAGUAAAAAUAGAAAUCAUUAGAUAUAAAAAAACUGGGACUUUUAUACUUAAAGGUGUUUAAUAAAUAUAAUAAUUUUUUGAUGAUUAAUUAAAUAAUUUAAUUAUGAUGAAAGCUUCUCCUUAUAUAAAACCUAUUCUAAAAUAUGCAUAAAGUUUAGAACAUAAAAUUAUUGUUUUUUAAGAUACAUUAGAAUAAUGGAAUAAAUGUUAAAGAGGGUGGAUGUAUUUAGAACCUAUUUUUACAUCUGAAGAUAUUAUUAAAAAAAUGGAAAAAGAAAAGAAGAAAUUUGAUAAAAUAGAUAAUUUUUGGAAGGUAACUAUGAAUUAAUUCAGUCAAGAUCCGAAUAUUUGGGAAUACUUAGAAUUUGAGAAAAUUAAAUAAGAAUUUUUAAUUUUUAAUAAAAGCAUUGAUUAAAUUUAAAAAAGCCUAAGUGAUUAUUUAGAAUCUAAAAGAAAAGAAUUCCCAAGGUUUUAUUUUUUGUCAGAUGAAGAAUUGUUAGAAAUACUCGCGGAUACUAAAGAUCCUAUGAAAGUUCAAAAGCAUAUAAAUAAAUGCUUUGAAGCAGUUAGUAUGCUUGAUUUCUAUUCUCAAAAUGAAGUAAAUAAUUUUUUUAUUUUUAUUUUUUUGUAAAAAAAAUAUCAGGUUGGAGGACUUAUUUCAAGUGAAAAAGAGAAUAUAAAAUUAUUAAAAAAAAUAGACGUAAAUAAAGGAAAAAUGAAAGAAAAAUGCAUGAAAAAAACACUAAUGUAAAUAACAAAAGAUUGUAUGAAAGAUAAUUAAUCUGAAAGAAUAUAAUGGAUAAAUAAAUGGCCUUCUUAAAUAGUAUUAGCAGUUAAUAUGUUAAAUUGGACAUAUUAUUCUGAAUAAGCAAUAAAUAAUAAUAAUAUAUAAUUAUUUAAUUUAGAAUUCAAUACUUUAAAACAAUAUUUAGAUUUUCUAGAAAAAUAAUUUUAAGAAAUUGUAAAUCUAGUUAGGCAAGAUUUAUCUCCUUUAGUAAGACUUACUUUAGGUGCUUUGAUUGUAUUAGAUGUACAUGCAAAGGAUGUAAUUUAAGAAUUAGAAGAAUAAGGAUGUUAUAAUUUGACAGACUUUAUUUGGACAUCAUAAUUAAGAUAUUAUUGGGAAGAUUCAAAUAAUGAAUAAUAUUUGUUAGUUAAAAUGAUAAAUGCAUAAUUAAAAUAUGGAUUCGAAUAUUAAGGAAACUCCAAUAGAUUAGUAAUAACUCCUUUAACAGAUAGAUGUUAUAGAACUUUAAUGGGAGCAUUUCAUUUAUAAUACGGAUGUGCACCUGAAGGACCUGCAGGUACAGGUAAAACGGAAACUGUGAAAGAUUUAUCUAAAGCGGUUGGAGUUUAAAUAGUUAUUUUUAAUUGCUCAGAUGGACUAAAUUACCUUGCAAUGAGGAAAUUUUUCAAAGGAAUAGCUUCUUCAGGUGCUUGGUGUUGUUUCGAUGAAUUUAAUAAAAUUAAUUUAGAAGUAAUUUCUGUUAUUGCUUAAUAGGUUUUAUCUAUUUAGAGUGCUAUUAAAGAAAAAAGAAAGGAUUUUAUGUUUGAUGGAGAGUCUAUUUAAUUAGUGUUGUCUUGUGCUAUUAAUAUUACUAUGAAUCCAGGGUAUGAGGGAAGAUCGAAACUUCCUGAUAAUUUAAAAGCUCUUUUUAGACCAUGUGCUAUGAUGGUGCCUGAUUAUGCCUUGAUUUCUGAAAUUUAUUUAUAUUCAGUAGGAUUUUAGGAUGCUAGGAAUUUGGCUAGAAAAAUUGUGACUUCUUUAAGACUUAGUUCAGAAUAAUUAAGCACUUAAGAUCAUUAUGAUUUCGGUAUGAGAGCUCUUAAAGCUAUUUUAACAGUUGCUGGUAAUUUAAAAAGAGUUUCAAAAGAUAAAGAAGAUAUUAUUUGUUUGAGAGCUUUAAUGGAUGUUAAUAUACCAAAGUUUACACUCAAUGAUGUUUAGCUUUUCGCUUCGAUUACUAAUGAUCUUUUCCCUGGUGUUUAAUUACCUAAUAAUGAUUAUGAAAAGUUAGAAAAAGCCUUAAUUUAUUCAUGUUAAGAAUUAAAAUUAUAACCGGAAAAAAAUUUUCUUAAUAAAUGUAUUGAACUUUUCAACACUAUUAAUGUAAGACAUGGUAUUAUGGUUGUUGGGAAUGCUUUUUCAGGAAAAUCCUCUAUUACAACUAGUUUAUAAAAUGCUAUUAGUUCUUUAAAAGGAAUAGAUCAAUAUUUAAAUGUAUAAAGUUAGAAAAUAAAUCCUAAAUCUAUCACAAUUGAUUAAUUAUAUGGAAAAUUUGAUCCAGAUACUAAAACUUGGUCUGAUGGUGUAAUAUCUAUAAUAAUGAGAAAUUGUUUAUAAGAUACUGAAAAUUAAGAUCGAAAAUGGAUAAUUUUCGAUGGACCAGUAGAUGCUGUUUGGAUUGAAAAUAUGAACACAGUAUUAGAUGAUAAUAAGAAAUUAUGUUUAACUUCUGGAGAAAUUAUUAGAAUGACUAUUGGUAUGACCAUAAUUUUUGAAGUUUAAGAUUUAGCUUUAGCUUCCCCUGCUACUGUAAGUAGGUGUGGUAUGGUUUUUUUGGAACUCAAUUAAUUAGGCUGGAUUCCAUUGGGUUCACCUGAUAUAAUAAAUAAUUAUAAUUUAUAAUUAGAUAUAAAAUUCUAAUAUUAGCCGAGAAAAAUUAACUUAAAAAUACCUGAAAAAAAUACUGUAUUUGAUGUCUGUUAUGAUUCUAAAAAACUUAAAUGGAUAAACUGGACUUAAACAGUAGAAAAAUAAACAGUACCUAAAGGUGGUGAAUACUUAGAUGUAAUAGUUCCAACAAAUGAUUCAAUAAGAAAUAAUUAUUUCUUAAAUAAAUAUAUAUAAAAUAAAAUACAUAUGUUAAUAUGCGGACCGACAGGGACAGGUAAGACUAGUAAUAUAAUAAAAGAAUUACAAAACAAUUAUUUUAAUGCUGAAUACUCGAAUUUAUUUAUAUCUUUCUCAGGAUAAACCUAGGUGAAUUAAGUACAGAGAUUAAUCGAAUCAAAAGUAAAUAGUAGGAGAAGGAAAGGAGUUUUCGGGCCUGAAUAGGGUAAAAAAAACAUUGUUAUUUUUAUUGAUGAUUUAAAUAUGCCGGCUAAGGAAAUAUAUGGGGCAUAACCGCCUAUAGAACUUCUAAGAUAAUGGAUGGAUGAAGGUGGUUGGUAUGAUUUGGAAAAUAAAGACUGGAAAGUUCUUUAGGAUAUAAUUUUUGUGGCUGCAAUGCUACCUGGGGGACAAAAUGUAGUUACAGGAAGGUAUUUAAGGCAUUUUAAUUUACUUUAUGUUUAGCCUUUUGAUGAAGAGUCUUUAGUGAGAAUUUUUAGUUGCGUAAUGGAGUGGUAUUUUGGAUUAUAUUAAGGAAAUAUUUCUAAAGGAAUAGUUUAAAUGGGAGCAAAUAUUGUCAAAAGUACUAUUGAGUUGUAUAAUAAUAUUUAAAUUUCAAAGGAUUUAUUACCAACGCCUGCGAAGUCUCAUUAUAUUUAUAAUUUGAGAGAUAUUUCGAAGGUCUUUUAAGGCAUAUCGAAAGCUUGUCCUCGUAGUUUUUUAUUAGAAGAAAGUAAUGCCUUUAUAAAAUUGUGGGCGCAUGAAUGUAUGAGAGUAUUUUAAGACAGAUUAAUAAGUGUUUAGGACUAGAAUAUUUUCGAAGAAAUUCUAAAAUAAAUUGUACUCAAAAAUUUUAAAAAAGAAUGGAAUAGUCUAGUAUUGGUCCAGCCUUUGCUUUUCGCUUAGUUCAUCCCUAUAAUUUGCGAAGGAGAAAAAAGGCCUUUGUAGGAUGUUUAUUGCGAACUGACAAACAGAAAUGAAGUAGUGAGGAAAUGUUAUGAGUAUUUAAAUGAGUUUAAUAAUUACUUUUAAGACAAUAAGUUAAAUUUAGUACUUUUUAUGGGUGCUAUUUAGCAUAUUAUUAAAAUCUGUAGGGUAAUUAACAUUUCGUUUGGACAUGCUCUACUUAUAGGAGUAGGGGGUAGUGGAAGAAAAUCAUUGGCUUGUUUAGCAAGUUUUAUUUGUUUUUAAAAUGAAAGUAUGUAAGUAGAUGAGAAAAAUUGGGUUGAAGAGGUUUAAAAAGUAAUGAAAAUGGCAGGUUUAGAAAAUAGAAAUGUAGUUUUUAUGUUUUCGGAUAGUCAGAUUUUGAAAGAAAGUAUGUUGGAAGAAAUUUGUAAUAUUUUAAAUAACGGAGAAAUCCCGAAUUUAUUUCCAUAAGAAGAAAAAACUGAAAUCAUAGAAGAAAUUGGUCAGUCAUUUAAUGGAACUUCAAUUGAAAAAUUUAAUCAGUUCAUAAAAUAAUGCAAACAAUAUUUGCAUUUAGUAUUAACAUUUUCGCCUGUAGGGGAAGCUUUUAGAAGAAGACUGAGAACUUUUCCUUCACUAGUGAAUUGUACGACUAUAGACUGGUUUAUGGCUUGGACGGGGGAAGCUUUGAGGUCUACGGCUAGUAAUCAUUUCGAAAAAGUUAUGUAAAUAGAAAAAACGGAAGGUUUAGUAGAAAUUGCAGUGGAUAUGUAAAUCAGAAUUAGUGAAUUAAGUUAAAGGUAUUUAUAAGAAUUAAGGAUGUAUUAUUAUGUGACACCUUCUUCUUAUUUCGAAUUGUUGAAAAUUUUCUAAAAGCUAGUUGAGGAGAGAAAAAGGAAGAUUUUUGGUGUUAUUUAGAUGUAUGAAAUUGGUGUUAAUAAAAUUUUGUAAACGGAAAUGUAAGUUUAGGGCAUGUAAAGGGAUUUGGAGGAAUUAUAACCUUAACUAGUCGUGAAAACUGAAUAGAAUUAACAGAUGUUGAUAUAUUUGUAAUAGAAAUAGAAAGAAGCAGAUGAAAAAAUGGAAAUUUGUGAACUCGAAGAAAAAGAGUGUAAUGCAUAAAGGAAUAUUUCUAAUGCUUUAAAAUAAGAAUGUGAAUAGGAAUUGUAAAAAGUACUUCCUUUAUCAGCUAUAGCGGCUAAAUCCUUAGAUAAUAUAUCGAAAAAUGAUAUGACUACUUUAAAAUCAUUUACUAAACCGCCAGAAGCAGUCGCUAUUAUUAUGGAAGGAUUAUGUUAUGCAUUUGAUGAGGAUUAAUUUGUAAAGCUCGUACCUGUUGUGCCAGGGUCGACGGAGAAAAAGAAAGAUUUUUGGGAAUAUUCGAAAAAAAACUACUUACUGAUAAACUUAUUAAUAGAGUCAAAGAAUUUAAAGAAGAUAAAAUUAUAGGAAUCCCUUUGCAAAAAAUUGAAAAACUUAAACUUUUUUUAUUUAAUCCUCUUCUUGAAAAAGAUAAAGUCUUUAAUGCUUCUAAAGCAGCAGGAAAUUUAUUAUUAUGGAUAAAAGCUGUAGUAGAGACUUAUGAUGCACUUUUAGUUGUGGACCCUAAAAGAAAAUAACUGGAAGUUGCUUAGGCUUAACUAAAAUAAGCAGAAAGUGCAUUAGAUGAAAAGAAAAAAACAUUACAUGAAGUACUCGAUUUAUUAUAAUCUUUACAAAAAGCCUAUUAAUUAGCUCAAUAAGAAAAACAAAACUUAGAAGAGAAAGUAUAGAAAUGCAAAAUAUAACUUGAACGAGCUGGCACACUAAUAAAUGGAUUAAGUGGAGAAAAAAAUUCCUGGAAAUAAAAAGCUGAAACAAAUAAAAUUGAAGCUACAAGUAUUAUAGGAGAUUGCAUUUUGUGUGCUGGAAUUUUAGCUUAUUUAGGGGCUUUUCCGAUUGCUUAUAGAGAAGAGGCCAUUUAGGAAUGGUAGAAAUAACUAAAGGAAUUAGGUAUUUUACAUUCAAGUGAUUUUUCUAUAUAGAAUAUUUUAUGUAAUCCCAUUAUUAUAGGAUAAUUUCUAUAAAGAUGUGGCUAAAAGAGUCUCGAAUAUGUAUUUUGUUGUGCUUGAUUUGGCCCUUAUCGAAACUACUUAUUAAUGGUCAUUGGAAUUUUAUAUUAAUAUCUUCUUAAAGGCUAUUUAAAGCUUAGUGCCAGGAAAAAAUUAGAGGUGUUUGAAUAUUAUUAAUUAAUUCUAAAUUUUAAUGUAUGAAAGUAUUUGUACAAGUCUAUUUGAGAAAGAUAAACUUAUUUUCUCUUUGCUCAUGUGUAUUAAAAUUAUGGAAAUUGAAAAUAAAAUUACAAAAUAAUAAAUUAGAUUCAUGAUGUUAGGUGGAACAUAAACUGAAAAUGAGAAAAAACAACCAAAAAACAGUAAAAAAUGGUUAAGCUAAAAAACAUGGUCUUUUAUAUGCGAACUUUCUUAAAAAAUUGAUAUAUUUAGUGAAUUUGAUGAAGAUUUUGAAUAAAAUGAAUAAUAAUGGUACGAAAUUUAUAAAGCAGAUAAUUUAGACAAGCCUUUUCCAGGAAAAAUACCAAAUCGUUUAAAUGAAUUUUAAUAAUUAAUUAUAAUACGUAUUUUAUUCCCUGACAAAUUUACUUAAGGAAUCUAAAAAUUAAUAAUAAAUGAAAUGGGUGAAAAAUAUAUUCAACCUCCUCCUUUUAAUUUAAAAGCCGUUUUUUAAGAGUCUAAUUGUAUUACUCCUUUAAUAUUUAUUUUAAGUUCAGGGGCAGACCCGCGUUUGGAAAUAAUAAAAUUAGCCGACCAAAUAGGUUUUAAAGCUACCUUUAAUUAGAUUUCAUUAGGACAAGGUUAAGGUGAAUACACAGAAAAUUCUAUAAAGGAAGCGUUUGAGAAAGGGUAUUGGAUAUUAUUAUAAAAUUGCCAUUUAGCUUAAUCUUUUAUGCCUGAAUUAGAGAGAAUAUUAGAGACUCCAAUCUAAAAAAUACAUAAAGAUUUCCGAAUUUGGCUUACUUCGAUACCUUCGGAUGUUUUUCCUUCUUCUAUUUUAAUGAAGGGAAUAAAAAUUACUUUUGAACCACCUAGUGGGUUAAAAAAUAAUCUAUUAAGAAGCUUUUAAUAGUAGGAUUUUAGGAAAUUCGAAGAAUGUGUAAAAGUUCAUGAAUGGAAAAAAUUAUUUUUCGGUUUAGCCUUUUUCCAUGCCGUGAUUAUAGAAAGACGAAAAUAUGGACCUUUAGGAUGGAAUAUUCCGUAUGAAUUUACAUCGGCUGAUUUUGCGAUUUCUUAUUCCCAAUUGAAACUUUAUUUAAAUGAAUAGGAAAAUAUUCCAUGGGAAGCACUUAAUUAUAUGGUCGCGGAAGCCAAUUAUGGAGGAAGAGUGACAGAUCCGAAAGAUAGAAGAUUAAUAAAAGCUCUUUUAUAGGAUUUUUACUGCAAGAAUAUAUUAGAGGAAGGAUAUUUUUUUUCUUAAAAAAAUUAGAUUUAUUUUGCUCCAAGGGAGGGCAAUUUAAAUUUUUAUAAAAAAUAUAUUUAAGGUCUUCCAAGAAAUGAUACUGCAGAUAUUUUCGGUUUACAUUCGAAUGCUUAAAUAUCUUGCGCAAUUCUAGAAACUAAUUAUAUUUGUUAGAAUGUACUUUCUUUAUUACCGAGAGCUGGUUUAGGUGAAGGAGGAAAAAGCACUGAGUAGAUUAUUAAGGAAAAAUUGUAGAUUUUAUAAGACAAACUACCAAGUCUUUUUGACAUUGAGAAAGUCUAGUAAAUACAUCCAAUUAAAUAUGAAUAGUCAAUGAAUACAGUACUCAUUUAGGAACUUAUUAGGUUUAAUAAAUUACUUAAUACUGUAAAUUAAAGUCUAGUUGAUUUAGGUAAGGCUAUUGAUGGUCAUUUGGUAAUGUCAAAUGUUUUAGAAGAUGUUUUUAAUUGUGUUUUUGAUAAUAAAGUACCGGAUUUUUGGCACAAGGUGUCUUAUCCGAGUUUAAAGCCUUUAGGAUCAUGGAUAAACGAUUUUGUUUUGAGGCUUAAGGAAAUGUAGAGGUGGAUUGAUUAAGGUGCUCCGAAUUCAUUUUGGAUAUCAGGGUUUUUUUUUACUUAGUCUUUUUUAACUGGAAUUUUACAAAAUUAUUCAAGAAAAAAAAAAAUUCCUAUUGACACUCUGUCGUUUGAUUUUAAAGUUAUAUCUGAUCCAAAAAAGUAAAAUGUUGAUUUAGAGAAACGACCUGAAGAUGGGUGUUUCUUUUAUGGUUUAUAUCUAGAAGGAGCUGGUUGGGAUUUAGAUAAUGGGUAUAUUUGUGAAUCUUAAUAAAAAAUACUUUAUUAAUAUAUGCCACAUAUUUGGCUUAUUCCUACUGAUAAAAUAUAAAAUUAUGAACAUUAUAUUAAUGUUUAUGAAACACCUGUUUAUAAAACUAGUAAAAGAGCAGGUAAUUUAAGUACUACUGGACAUAGUACAAAUUAUGUUUUAAGUAUUUAUUUACCUAUUGAAAAAAGCAGUUUACCUAAUCAUUGGGUUAAAAGAGGAGUUGCUGCUUUAACUUAAUUAAAUGAUUGA
Ichthyophthirius multifiliis is the source of this 11307-nucleotide messenger RNA. RefSeq lists its product as hypothetical. The record is from RefSeq and is a predicted model, not a curated record. Gene Ontology annotation, biological process: microtubule-based movement. Gene Ontology annotation, cellular component: dynein complex. The transcript has 20 exons. Gene Ontology annotation, molecular function: ATP hydrolysis activity; minus-end-directed microtubule motor activity; ATP binding. NCBI's taxonomy places the organism in Eukaryota, Ciliophora, Oligohymenophorea, Hymenostomatida.